AUGAGUGUCACUUUGGAUGGAAUACCGGAUACGGAACAAGCGCACAAUGAUGCGCAGUUCAAUGCGUUGAAUCCAGUGAAUGGAUUUGUUUCUGGAAAUCAAGCAAGAGAAGUUUUUAUGAAAUCUGGGCUUUCAUUACCGGUGCUGGCUCAAGUAUGGCAGUUAGCAGACUACAACAAGGAUGGCAAAAUGGAUCGUUUGGAGUUCUCUAUUGCGAUGCAUUUGAUAAGAUACGUUUUGAGCGGAAACCAGCUUCCAUCAACUCUCCCUGAUUCCUUGAAGCCUACGGCUUUGAUACUGCGCAUGGCAGGCGCUCCAUCAUCUGUUCAUAACGCUGGAAUCCGCCCAAUCGCGCCUUUAAUACCAUUAGGUGCUCCAAUUAUGCCUAUGGGCUCAUCAAAUUUAUCAGGUCCACUUGUUAGUGGGAUAGUGCCUCCAAUCCCAGAUACUUAUCAGACUUCAAAACCUGCGGAUAUGUCUUCAUCUAAAAAAGUUAAAACGGACUGGGCCAUACCUCAUUCGGAGAAGCUGAAAUACUGCCAGCAAUUUAAUCAACUUGAUAAACAACGGAAUGGUGCUUUAAACGGUAUUCACGCAAGAAAUGUCUUGGCGCAAAGUCAGCUACCAAACGUAACAUUAGCUGAAAUAUGGAACCUUUCUGAUGUGAAUAAGGACGGUCGUCUUAGUGUAGAAGAGUUUUGUAUCGCAAUGCACCUCAUAGAUUCUGUAAAAGCGGGAUAUACUUUACCAAAAAGCCUGCCGCCGGAACUGAUGCCUGCGGUUGUACGCAUGAAAAGUGAAUCGCCUAUAUCUGAAGUCGGUGCUUUGCCGGCUCAGAAGAUAACAGUUCCUAAGACCUUUGAAGACAAAAGGAAAGAUAAUUACGAUAGGGGACAAGCAGAACUUGAUCGGAGACGCCAAAUUUUAAAAGAACAAGAGGAUAGACGUAUUGCUGAAUUGGAACGGAAAGAAAGAGAGGAAGCUGAGAAACGAGAGAAAGAACGUCAAGAAGCGGAGCGGAAGAGACGACUUGAAAGAGAAGCUGAACUACAAAGAGAGAGAGAGCGUGAAGCCGCUAGGUUAGCGGAAGAAAGGCGAAUUGCUGCAGAAAAGGAAGAAGCUAGAAAAGAAAUGGAAAGGCAGAGGAAAGCUGACCUGGAUGCUUUGCGAAUUCGUGAAGCCACGGCAAAGCGACAAGCCGAAAUUGACAAUACUGCUGAACGUCAACAGAGGAAAAAAACUUUAUCAUUCCAGCUACAGGCAUUGACAGAGCAAUCUGGAGAAUUGAAUUCUAACAUCACAUCGGCUCGUGAACGGAUUGUUGCCAUAACCAGAGAGAUUGAACAAAUGAAAGAACAGAGAGAUAAGAAGCUCAGUGUACAGUGCGAACAGUUGGCUCACGAAGGAUUGCAGCUAAGAGUAAAGUGUUCCUCAGGGCGUGCUCAGGAACUAGAGAGUAUUCGUACGCGUGCCAAUGUGCUUCGCGAAGACUUACAGAAAGUUCGCGAUGCGCUGUUAGCUGCUGAAGACAGAGCAAAACUUCAGCAGCAGCUAAAUUCCAAGAAAAAACUUGAGAUUGAAGAAUUUCAUAGUUACUUACAACAAGCAUCUGGUACGCAUGCAAAUUUCCGCCAAGAAAUUAAAGCUCUACAACAAAAAGCGAUUGAGCUCAUAAGAAAGCGUGAGCAAGAAGCUAAACAGCCUGUGGCUACAGUUGCGUCUCCUACAGCUACCAAAGCUGCACCUUCUCAAAACACUUCUGUUAAUGCUCAAGAUGUUGCGACAAGUGAAAACAAUGCUAACGCAACAUCAGAAAGAGAUGUUAAUACAGGCUUGUCGCUACCUACAGCCGGAACUGGUACUGGGGCUGUAAAAUAUAGAGCGUUGUAUGAGUUUAAUGCUCGAACAGAGGACGAACUAAGCUUUCAACCUGGAGAUAUUAUUCUGGUGUUUGAAGGUUAUGCUGCAGAGCCAGGUUGGUUAGCUGGUCAAAUGAGAGACAAAGUUGGCUGGUUCCCUUUAGCGUUUGCAGAACCAAUUGCCCCCAUCACUGCUAUAUCAGCUCAGCCACCACAAAGCGUUUCUUCUGUUCCAACCUCCCCGUCUAACGAGCGUUUACAAAGUAUUAUUGAAGAACCUUCCGUAACAACAAAAAGUGUUUCUCCAGAAACAUUACCAAGCCAAGUGACCGAGUCACCCACUACUGCUGAUGGUUCACAACCUGUAAUUGGUAAGGCAGUGGCGCAGUAUCAGUGGAAGGCGAGAAAUGAUAAUGAGCUUAGUUUUUCGAAGAAUGAUGAAAUUGAAAUUUUGGAGCAAGUGGAGAUGCGCUGGAAGGGGCGCCUUAGUAAUGGUCGAGUUGGGUGGUUUCCGAAGUCUUAUGUGAAAAUGAUAGACAGUGACAAUAAUGCCACUGAAGUGAAAGGGAACGAUUCAAAAACGAUAACUAAGGCAAAAAGUGCUUCUGUUGAGUCAAAUAAGCCGACAGCUGCAAAUGCUAACCCCAAUGUCUACGACGCAGUGACAGUUGAAUCCCCAUCAUCCGGAAGUCGUGGAGAGUGGUGCAUUGCAUUAUAUGAUUUUCAAGCUUCUGAGCCAACUGAUCUCGACUUGAAAGCUGGUGACAAAAUAUGGGUUACUGAAGCUGUAGAUGAUUGGUGGAAGGGCACUUGUAAUGGUCGUAGUGGAAUAUUUCCUGCCAAUUACGUCCAAAGGUUUCCUGAUGCUGAUGUUGUUAAAGCUGAAGAAGGCGAUUUUGGAAUUGGCAAAGCGGUAGCAGCGUUUCAGGCUACUGCAGGAAACCAACUUAGCCUGCACAUUGGUGACAUGGUAAAGAUCUGCAGUAAAUCACCUGCUGGAUGGUGGCAAGGCGAAAUGAUUACAAACAAUGGAACGAAGAAAGUGGGUUGGUUUCCCGGAAACUACGUUGAACUGCAAACAGAAGAAGAAGUACUUUCUGAAGCGCUUUAUGAUUAUACAGCCCAGAGGGAUGAUGAAUUGUCCUUUGUUUGUGGGGAUUUGAUUGUGGUUACAGACCGAAGUGACUCAGAGUGGUGGAAGGGCCACUUGAAAAAGGCACGAGAUGCUGGUGAUGCACUUUUCCCAGCAAAUUACGUUCGCGUUAGUGUUGUGGAUAGUGCACGCAAUGAUACAAGGGAGACGGCGGGGCAAGGGACUUCAGAGGCUAGUAAGGCUACAUCUACAUCUUUCAACGAAGAUUAUUCAGUUACAAACUCAAAACUCAAGAAACUUACUGAGGAGUUGUAUACAACGGAAAUGCGUUUCCAUCAUGAUCUCAGAAUGUGCCAAAAGCUUUUCGUUGUCAAUUUGGUCCCAGUUAUUGGCAAGGAGGUGAAAAACCAAUUGUUUUUGAAUCUUGAUGAGCUGGUAUCUAUCUCGGCCGAAAUUGCCGAAGCUUUAAAAAAAAAACUACCAGGGACUGUCUUCAUUGAAAAAAAAAAUCUUUUUCAUGCUUAUGUGAAGUUCUGUUCUAAUCAGCAACGUGCCUUGGAGUUGUUGAACGACCUUGAACUGAAUAAUCUUCCCUUCAAAAAAGCCUAUAGGAAAAUCUGCGAAAAUCCAGAAGCAAGAGGGCUCAAUCUGAGCUAUCUAAUUUUGCUGCCUAUGGGACGUAUUACCAGAUACCCACUGAUUUUUGAAAAGCUCAUCAAGUAUACUCCGAAAGAAAGUCCCACACUUAAGGAUUUGAAGACUGCUUACCAAUUACUGAAGGCUCGCUGCGCGGAAGUAAACAAUGUAAUUACUGAAAUGGAUAAUGCUGCUAUGUUACUUUGGGCACAACAGCACAUCCAGUGCAGUUCACUUAAACCUGCUCUUGUUUUCCCAUCUCGGACUAGGUACGUGGGACCUCGACAACUUCUUCAUGCUGGAGUUCUUUUCAAACAGCGAAGUGGACGUGCACUUGUCGCAUUUCUUUUCAAUGAUUUCAUAAUGCUUACAACACCUGCAGACCCUGUUGAGAAGAUAGAGGAUCUCAAGGUGACCAAACACUUGGACAUACAGUUGAACCUGUACAAAACUCCGUUGCUCCUAAAUGGUUUAACGGUCAUGUGUAACAAAGAAAGCGACGAAAGCACUUUUUCUCUGAAAUCAGACAUGACCGUUACCGCUUUACGAGCUCUAAAUCGAAAUGCGAGAGUACUCUGGAUAUCCCAAAUAGAAAAGGCAAUGGAGAAAUAUCACCAAGAAUGUAGCAAUUUGAAGAGGAAGGUAACCGAUGACGUAGCAUCUGUAGGCUCUUUACUGGUAGAAUUGUCUUGCGUCAAGAACUUUGAAGUAGAGGAGCAACCCAAGGGGGAACGAAUUUUGGUUUGUAAAAUGGAGCUUGACGGGACAAGGACGGUUUCAGAAGUAAAUGUAAAAAGUGAAGAGAAGUAUUCAACUCAACUGCCCAUCACUUCAACAGAUUCAAUCUUUACGAUUUCGCUUUAUAUUCCACGUCUUUACUCGCCAGAUGUAUGUAUAGGUGUUGGAAACGUGUCUGUUAAAGAGCUCUUGUCACAAGCUGCCUCGCAUAGAGGUCCAAUGUCACAGACGGUUAAUCUGACUGGUGGCGAAAUGUCUUCUGCUCAUCCUCUAGUUGUACUCAAAUUUGUUGUACAGAUGUUUAUUGAAUAG
Messenger RNA from Enterobius vermicularis (human pinworm), 4638 nucleotides. Lineage: Eukaryota; Metazoa; Nematoda; Chromadorea; Rhabditida; Oxyuridae. The record is from the annotation of a GenBank genome assembly.